Messenger RNA from Aspergillus versicolor CBS 583.65, 4314 nucleotides. RefSeq names its product putative P-type calcium ATPase (gene pmcA). Bases 1 to 4314 code for a protein of 1437 amino acids. The record is from RefSeq and is a predicted model, not a curated record. The transcript is spliced from 4 exons. NCBI's taxonomy places the organism in Eukaryota, Fungi, Ascomycota, Eurotiomycetes, Eurotiales, Aspergillaceae. Gene Ontology annotation, biological process: intracellular calcium ion homeostasis; calcium ion transmembrane transport. Gene Ontology annotation, cellular component: intracellular membrane-bounded organelle; membrane. Gene Ontology annotation, molecular function: ATP binding; ATP hydrolysis activity; P-type calcium transporter activity.
AUGUCUGAGCCGAGACCAUCGAAUGAGAAUGACUCUGCGCAGACUCCCACGACACCUCUCCGCAGAGAACGAGCCCCAACGAUAACGAUAGACACGUCGGCCAUCUCGGACCAGAACCUCUCCCGUGCUCAGGUUGAAGCUCCGUCGCAGACUUCACGUUCUACCAACCAUGUUGAUCAUACAGAGACCAGCGCACUUUUGAAUGGCAAUGCUGUUUCUCCGUCCGACACCCGUUCAGUUGCAUCGAUACGUUCGUACGGUUCGUCAGAAGGCAGGGAGCACGAUAGCCGGCCGACCUCGCCAUCACCUCACCAUGUGGUAUCGCCUAGCUCGAAGAUGACGGACUCUAUGCUUCAUUCUAACUACCUCGCCGUGCCAGGAGCUAGGUCGCGUGGAAACUCGCUUGAGUCUGACGAUUCCAUACAAUCUAAUGGAGCCGAAUCACAUUCAAAUCAUAAUGGGAAUGCGUCGCCUGCAGCAUCUGCAGAUAAUACCAUCGGAAACUACGAGGAGGCUCUUCAGCCAGAUCCGGGCAGGGAGGCGGAAUUCGAAGUCGAAAACAACAACUUUGCCUUCUCCCCGGGGCAGCUGAAUAAGCUGUUGAACCCCAAGAACCUUGGCGCCUUCUACGCCCUUGGCGGCCUCGCUGGUCUUGCGAAGGGCCUGCGAACCGAUUUGCGCAGCGGGCUGAGCUUGGAUGAAAAGGAGCUGGAAGGGUAUAUAAGUUUCGAUGACGCAACAGCACCAAGUAGCGCCGAAUCUUUGCCUAAGCCUGCCGCCGAAGACGAGCCCCCAAGGCCACCCCGAGCCGAUACCACGACUCCCCAUAAACAGGACGAGAACUCCUACUCGGAUCGUAAGCGCAUAUACGGAUCCAACAAGCUGCCGGAGAAAAAGACCAAGUCAAUCUUCGAACUAGCGUGGCUCGCGUACAAUGACAAAGUGCUCAUUUUGUUGACGGUGGCUGCCAUUAUCUCGCUUGCGCUAGGAAUCUACCAGUCUCUAACAGCGGAGCCUGGCGAGCCGCGGGUUCAAUGGGUCGAGGGUGUCGCUAUCAUUGUAGCCAUCUUAAUUGUUGUGGUUGUUGGAGCAGCCAACGAUUGGCAGAAGGAACGUCAAUUUGUAAAACUAAACAAAAAGAAGGAGGAUCGAAUGGUCAAGAUCGUCCGCUCCGGGAAGGUGGCCGAGAUUUCUGUCCACGAUAUUCUUGUUGGCGAUGUUAUGCACCUGGAACCUGGUGACCUUGUGCCAGUGGAUGGCAUCUAUAUCGGAGGUCAUAACGUCAAAUGUGACGAAUCUUCUGCUACAGGUGAAUCAGACGUACUUCAUAAAUCACCUGCACAGGAUGUUUAUGGAAUUAUUGAACGGCGUGAGAAUCUCGCCAAACAGGACCCGUUCAUCGUAUCUGGUGCCAAGGUAUCGGAGGGUGUUGGACAGUUUUUGGUUACUGCAGUUGGAGUGAACUCUACUUAUGGCAAGACAAUGAUGUCUCUUCAAGAUGAGGGCCAAACCACGCCAUUGCAGACGAAGUUGAAUGUCCUCGCGGAAUACAUUGCGAAGCUCGGCCUGGCUGCUGGUUUGCUGCUAUUUGUUGUCUUGUUCAUCAAGUUCCUUGCCCAGUUGAAAGGCUUGGGUAGCGCCUAUGAUAAAGGCCAGGCUUUUCUACAAAUUUUCAUCGUGGCCGUGACUGUUAUUGUUGUUGCAGUUCCGGAAGGUUUACCGCUGGCUGUGACGCUCGCGCUUGCAUUCGCUACAACACGUAUGCUGAAGGACAACAACCUGGUUCGCUUGCUAAGAGCCUGUGAAACAAUGGGCAACGCAACCACCAUUUGCUCAGACAAGACCGGCACACUAACGGAAAACAAGAUGACCGCCGUGGCUGCGACUCUGGGAACUAGCACUAAAUUUGGAGGGAAAUCCCAAACAUCCUCCACGCCUGCGUCCGAGAACAACGGCCAGACUCCCGAUUCUGGAAACGUAUUAUCUCCUUCGGAGUUUGUGUCAAGUCUUUCGCAACCCGUCAAAAAGCUUCUCGUCGACUCGAUCGUACUAAACUCGACUGCAUUUGAAGGAGAACAAGACGGAGCCAUGACCUUUAUAGGGUCAAAGACCGAGACUGCUCUCCUAGGAUUCGCUCGGACAUACCUGGGACUGGGAUCGCUCAGCGAAGCAAGGGAUAAUGCUACUGUUGCUCAAAUGGAGCCUUUUGAUUCGGGCCGAAAAUGUAUGGCAAUUGUGAUAAAAAUGGACAACGGAAAGUAUCGAAUGCUAGUCAAAGGCGCUUCGGAGAUUUUGCUGGCUAAAUCGACAAGGGUAAUUCGCGACCCUUCUCGAGACCUUGAGGAAGGACCACUAGAUCAGGACGAUCGUUCUAAGCUUGAAAACACCAUCAACAACUACGCCACUCAGUCCUUGAGAGCCAUCAGUCUGGUUUACCGCGACUUUACUGAGUGGCCUCCCAGGGGGGCUCCCACUCAGGAAGACAACCGUUCGCUUGCAGUGUUCGACCAUAUUUUCAAGGAUAUGGUUAUGUUUGGUGUUUGGGGUAUCCAAGACCCUCUCCGAGCCGGAGUGACGGAAUCAGUCAAGCAGUGUCAGCGUGCUGGUGUCUUUGUGCGCAUGGUCACUGGUGACAACAUUAUUACCGCCAAGUCAAUUGCACAAGAGUGUGGGAUCUUCACUGCCGGGGGUGUUGCAAUUGAAGGACCCCAGUUCCGAAAACUAAGCAGCCGCCAAAUGGCACAAAUCAUUCCACGACUUCAAGUCCUUGCUAGAUCGAGUCCCGAUGACAAGAAAAUCCUUGUUUCUCAGCUGAAGAAACUAGGCGAGACAGUUGCAGUGACUGGUGAUGGUACAAAUGAUGCCCAAGCUUUGAAGACAGCAGAUGUUGGGUUUUCCAUGGGAAUUGCAGGAACUGAGGUUGCUAAGGAAGCAUCGGACAUCAUCCUGAUGGAUGAUAAUUUUGCUUCUAUUGUGAAGGCUAUGGCUUGGGGUAGGACUGUCAACGAUGCGGUGAAGAAGUUUUUGCAGUUCCAAAUUACAGUCAACAUCACUGCCGUCCUCCUCACUUUCGUCUCCGCCGUAGCUAAUGAUAAUGAGGAGUCAGUGUUGACAACAGUUCAGCUUUUGUGGGUCAACUUGAUUAUGGAUACCUUUGCUGCGCUUGCCCUUGCAACUGAUCCCCCAUCACCUUACAUUCUCAACCGUCGUCCUGAACCGAAGUCCGCACCUCUCAUCACCUUAACCAUGUGGAAGAUGAUCAUCGGACAAAGCAUCUACCAGCUGGUUAUCACGUUCAUUCUGAAUUUCGCUGGAAGAUCUCUUUUAAGGUCCAUAAUCGACUUUUCCGACGACGAUGCAGAAGAACUUCUCACAACAGUGGUGUUUAAUACCUUUGUCUGGAUGCAAAUCUUCAAUCAAUGGAACUCUCGUCGCUUAGAUAAUGGGCUCAAUAUUUUCGAUGGGCUUCUCCGCAAUCAGUGGUUUAUCGGUAUCCAAUUCAUCAUUGUUGGUGGUCAGAUUUUGAUCAUUUUCGUUGGUGGACAUGCCUUUUCCGUUGCUCGCCUUAAUGGAGGACAAUGGGCAGUCUGUCUCAUCCUCGGUUUAAUAUCGCUCCCGGUUGCUGUGAUAAUUCGACUGAUUCCGGACGAAUUCAUUCGCAAGCUCGUUCCGUCAUUCCAUUGGCGUAAGAAGCGCCCAGAGCUCGUUGUAUCUGAUGAAGACCGCCCACGAUUUGAAUGGAACCCAGCCCUAGAGGAAAUCCGCGACCAGCUUACAUUCUUCAAACAGCUCCGGGGCGGCCGACUGAAGAACCUUGCGCACAAGUUACAGCAUCCGGAAGAGUUCCUGCCACGAUCACGCAGCGGCUCAAGGUCGCGAGAGAACUCGGUCCCAGGGACCCCUGUGGGAGGAGACAGUACUGACGGCAGUCCACCACUUCCUGCUACUCCCGAAUCCCGGUCAAGAAAGCGUACACGGUCCCGCUCAAAUUCAAUAUUCAGUCCAGCUGCUGCAAUGGCGGGCGUGGUCGCCGGUAGUAUUGCCGGCUGGUCUCCGAUUGAGAGGCCAGCAGAAGGAGAGCCAUUAAAAUUCGACUUGAACAGCAGCGGAGGGCUGAAUACGCAACCGGGGAUUGAAGUACAUCCUGAUACUGCGCCAGAUGUCAACAUUGUCGGCGACUACCAGCCCACAUCGACAACCCCCCCAAGCCAGAACCCAGAUCUCAUUCCUUACUUUGAAGAUGCACCACCCGCUCGCGAAUCAUCCAACCGCAGUAGACGAUCCAGGUCUCGAUCUAGCCAAGGCCGAGUUUAA